This is a messenger RNA of Parastagonospora nodorum SN15, 621 nucleotides long. RefSeq lists its product as hypothetical. The record is from RefSeq and is a predicted model, not a curated record. NCBI's taxonomy places the organism in Eukaryota, Fungi, Ascomycota, Dothideomycetes, Pleosporales, Phaeosphaeriaceae. The coding region runs from base 1 to 621 and encodes 206 amino acids. The transcript is spliced from 2 exons.
AUGGAGCAUGCUUGUGUAGAUUGGACUGGAUUGCUGGAUUGUGGCGCUGGAGCGAAUUGCAUAUUCAGACGCAGCGACGCAGACACGCAGACACGCAGAGACUCACGAGCGGUGCCCGAUGACGGCAGCUGCGGGCUGCAACAGCAACAACAGCCGGACAGGGCGCCCUUUCCCUCUGACUGCUGGGUUCCUGCCGUCGUUGGAGUGCAGCUCCUCGCUCGCUCCUGCCCUCCCCGUCUGGCUGCGUCGGGCCCGAAAUGCCCUUCUUUGCUCGGCGCACCCCAUCGCUUUGGGCCUAGCCGAGCCCCGUCGCUUGCAUCACCUCCCUCCCACCACCAGCUGCCCACCCACCGCAGUAGAGAUCAUCGCCGUUCGACGCCCGCUGCUGCUUCAGAACAUGGCCACGCUCUGUUGCGUCAGUUUAGCUCGCUGCCGGCCCAGUGGAUGAAGGAUGCCGGCCUUGCCCGCCGCCUCAACACCAUCUUCUUCCCAGACUGCAUCAACGCUGACAGUUGCACGCCGGCCCCCUCGAGUCGCCGACGGCGUGCCAUCUACUGUCACCGCCCCGCUGUCAUCUUACAAAAUCCUUUUCUGCUCGACCAGACCGACCUCCAUGACUAA